Nothobranchius furzeri (turquoise killifish) is the source of this 2449-nucleotide messenger RNA. Its product is annotated as glucoside xylosyltransferase 1. Lineage: Eukaryota; Metazoa; Chordata; Actinopteri; Cyprinodontiformes; Nothobranchiidae. Gene Ontology annotation, biological process: protein O-linked glycosylation via N-acetylgalactosamine. Gene Ontology annotation, molecular function: UDP-xylosyltransferase activity. The record is from RefSeq and is a predicted model, not a curated record.
GUUCCCCAUUAGCGAGUCCUCGGAACUCUGGUUAGCGCAGUCUGUGCCGCAGUGGGCGGCAUGAAGACUUAUCGCUGACCGUGUAGGUGUAAACCAAUGUCAUGUCGAAUAACCAACGUCCAACUUGAUGCUAACUUCACCGAGGUUCUCAGAGGUAGUGCUUAGCCACAUGGCAGCUGUGUAGCCCCUGUUAAAAUGUUUCCUUAGUAAAUAACAUGCGAAGCACAAAAUGCGAUGCUAUCUACACGCAUUUCUCCUGUGCGUGGUCUUCACCUUCCUCACGUUCCUGUACGUGUUCAGUCAGCUAGCCUCCACCUUGGAGGACAGGGAGCAACGGAGGGUAAGAGAUGAUGCCAUACCCGACAGUAGCCACCACUUUAGCAGGAAAACCCCUGGGCUUUCGGGCCUCCGAGACCGAGAAGGUGGACCAGACAGGUGUAAGUCACUGUCCGUUUCUUACUGGAAACCAUAUUAUUGGAGACUGCCUGCUGAUGUUUGUGGAGUGAACUGCUUAUUGGAAUCAUCUCUCAGUGAGAGGACAGCCUCUGUUGUCAAAGGUCAUGAGAGAAGUCACCUGGCUGUGGUGGCCUGCGGGCCCAGGCUGGAGGAGACUCUCACCAUGUUGAAGUCCGCUUUACUCUUCAGCAAAAAGCCUCUGCACUUCUACGUCUUUGCUGAGGAUGAGCUUCAUGACAGCUUCAGAAGUGCAUUGGAGGUGUGGCUAAAGACGUUCCGACUCAAGUUCACCUUCGCCAUCUAUCCAAUCACGUUUCCUAAGGAGAAUGCUGUGGAGUGGAAAAGACUCUUUAAACCUUGUGCCUCCCAGCGGCUCUUCCUCCCACUCAUCCUAAAGGAAGUGGACUCUUUGCUCUAUGUGGACACAGACAUUAUCUUUUUGCAGCCAGUUGAGGACAUCUGGGCGCUGCUGUUUCAGUUUAACUCCAGCCACUUGGCUGCCAUGGCGCCGGAGCAUGAGGAGCCCCGGAUUGGCUGGUACAACCGUUUUGCACGUCACCCUUACCACGGCAAUACGGGCAUCAACUCUGGCGUCAUGCUCAUGAACCUGACACGCUUCAGGGAAAAAUUCUUCAAGAAUGACAUGGCGGCCGUGCCGUUGAAAUGGGAGGAAAUUCUGAUGCCUCUUCUCCAAAAGUACAAACUCAACAUCACCUGGGGUGACCAGGAUCUUCUUAAUAUCAUAUUUCACCAUAAUCCAGAAAGCCUUUAUGUGUUCUCCUGCCAGUGGAACUACCGUCCAGACCAUUGCAUCUAUGGCAGCAAUUGUCAGCAGGCUGAACAAGAAGGUGUCUUUAUUCUCCAUGGUAACAGAGGAGUUUAUCACAAUGAUAAGCAGCCUGCUUUUCGAGCUGUCUACGAGGCCAUCAAAGAGUUUCCGUUUGGUGAGAACAUGGAGACCUCCCUGCUUCAUCCUCUGGAGGCCUCGUUGCAGACGACCACACACACCUACUGCGGCAGAGCUGGCCACCUGUUUACCAAGAGGUUAAAACAAAGCAUCAAGUCUGUUCAGCAGCAAGAUAAGCUUCCAUAAAUGGUGCCUAAUGUUUGUUGUUGACUUUGUGCUACUCCUGUGGAGACAACAAACUGGAUACAUGGAGGAAAAAAAUCUAUAGAAUGUUUGUUUUUAUAUACAAAUAAUUCAUAAACAGUUUUCCACUUUUUAUCCUGCAGAGAUUUUCGAUUUGUUUGUGACAAGGAAGACACACUCCUGUCUUAUUGACAAUCAGCUUCUAUUUACACCGUUUUUUGAGAAAAAAAUCACUUUUGGAUCGAUUCAGGUUGAGAUGAAAACAUUAUGGGGUAUUUUUUAAAGAGCUUUAAUAUAAUUUUGUACGCAUUUCAUUUUCAGGUACUCUUUAGUGCAUUCUUGUUGAAUAAGAAGAGGUGGCGAGGUUUUUAAUGUGAUCAGUGUUUGUUUUUAGUCAUCUGGGAUGUCUUUCUGAAGACUUUAAUUUGUUUUUUUUUAUUUUUAUUUCAGCAUACUCCGGUUUGCAUCUUUUAUUACACAUUGUAAUGUGAGUCUUAUGUUUAAAACUGUAGACGGUGAAAUGGUGCAUGACCACAGCCAGCAUCAUAAUGCCUUGUUUUUGUCUUGGUGCUAAAUCAUCGCACAGCCGAUAAAAGAAAUUGUAGGCAGAUUUUAUUUUCUCUAAAACUGGGGGAAAAAAGUUGAAUUUAUGGUAAAACAUUAGAAUAUUUAAUAUAAAACAUUUCAUAUUCAUUCUAUGUCAUGGAAUAAAAAAAAUAAAGAUAUAUUUUAUUAAAAUUUGACUAAAACUAAUGGGUGUGACAUUUAAAGUGCUUAUUUCAACUUGUGAAGGUGUCGCGAAAUCAAUGUUUACUGUGUUUGUCCUCAGGCUAAUAAAUUAUGGGGAAAAAAAUGCUUCUUUUGCCUGAACUUCAAAUCUUCAAAUCUGUGUCAAUUUGUCAA